This is a messenger RNA of Glarea lozoyensis ATCC 20868, 1341 nucleotides long. RefSeq names its product alpha/beta-Hydrolase. The record is from RefSeq and is a predicted model, not a curated record. Lineage: Eukaryota; Fungi; Ascomycota; Leotiomycetes; Helotiales; Helotiaceae. The transcript has a single exon. Gene Ontology annotation, molecular function: hydrolase activity. Bases 1 to 1341 code for a protein of 446 amino acids.
AUGGUUAAAGCUUCAAUAUGGCGGGGCCUCAUGGCCGUGGGAAUGAAGAUCCACAGAUUCGCAGAACCCAAACCACCAGCACCCAAUUUCAAGAUCACGAUACCCUCGAGACUGUCGCCGAAAGGAGGAACGUUCAAAUUGGUGUUCUAUGUGCCAGACUCAUACUGGACUGCGCCGGAAGGAUAUCGUUAUCCUGUUGUGGUCAAUUUCCACGGAGGAGGCUUUACGCUGGGGACAGGCACGGAUGAUGCAAGAUGGGCAACAACAGUAUGCACAACGGUUGACGCCAUCUUAGUCUCCGUAGAGUACAGACUUGCGCCAGAAUAUCCAUUCAGUGUCGGGGUGGAGGACGGUUCGGACGCUGUAUUAUAUUUAGCAUCGCAUGCCGACGAACUACAAAUCGACCCCCAUCGAAUGGCAUUGUCCGGUUUCUCUGCGGGAGGGAAUUUCGCAUUCACGGUCCCUCUGAUGCUACACGAUCUAGGAAACGACGCGGGAAAACGAGUUCUUGCAGAAAAUAAUCCAAUCCACAAAAGGAAUAAGAAGAGCAACGACUCUCUUUACCCACCAUCAUCACGACACGGCGGUGAGCCCCUAUCUGCGACCUCUUCUGCGGCAUCCUCAACACCCUCGCUCAACAGUCGUCCGAGUUUUGUGUCAGAGGCAUCAAGUGGAUCAAUUCUAAAGUUGUCAGAUCUAGAGCCUACCGCUUUGGAGAUAAAUCAAGAGAUUCCCGAUUACACGAUACGAGCAAUAGUUUCCUUUUACCCGCCGACAGACUUUCGAACGACGAGAGAAGAGAAGCGAAAGACUAAUCCACAACCUGCGAAGAAUCUCCCACCAAUGCUCACGAACCUGUUUGACGAUUCCUAUCUUUUCCCAACCGCCGACAUCGAUUUUAGUGAUCCCUACCUCUCCCCUGCCGCCGCGUCCGACGACUUCCUUAGAGCUGCAUACCCAGAGGACAUUGUUUUGUAUACUUGCGAAUAUGAUAUGUUAAACGCGGAAGGUGUGGCUUUUGGAGAACGAUUGACGCAUCCCUCGAUGAAUAAAAAGGUCCAUGGGGGACUCGUGAAGGAAUCAGUCCAUGCUUUCGACAAAAAGCCUAAUCCGAUCAAGUUUCCUGAGUCUGCGGAUAGGAUAUACAGUGAAGCAUGUGCGGAAUUGACACGGAUAUUUGGAGGAAGAAGCAGUUUCGAGGACAGGAGACAGCUAGACAAGGUGAAAUCGGUUGAUCGGUUUGAAGAGCGUGAUGAACCUUACAAGAAGGGAGAUGAUGAGGAGGCAUUAAUUGAUGGAAUUCAAACUCUAAAAGGAGCCGGAUCAAGUAGCCACUCAUAA